Molecule: messenger RNA, 699 nt
Organism: Linderina pennispora
Lineage: Eukaryota; Fungi; Kickxellomycota; Kickxellomycetes; Kickxellales; Kickxellaceae
Product: ribosomal protein S2
Exons: 2
Biological process (GO): translation
Cellular component (GO): ribosome; mitochondrial small ribosomal subunit
Molecular function (GO): structural constituent of ribosome
Source: RefSeq, a predicted model, not a curated record
CUACAGCAAAUCGGCACGCAGCACACGUCGAUGCUGAAGCCGUCGAUGUCGCUGGAGCACACAUCGAGCAACGUGACCCUGGAGACCAUGAUGGCCGCGAACAUGCAUGUGGGCCAUUGCGCGUCGUUGUGGAACCCGAUGAACCUGCCGCACAUAUUCGGCGAGCGCCAGGGCGUGCAUAUAAUCAAUCUGGAGCAUACCCUGGCGGCGCUGCGGCGGGCCGCGCAGUUUACGCGGUCAGUGGCCUACCACGGCGGCAUCAUUCUGUUUGCGGGCGCCCGCUCCCAGCACCAGCAGCUGGCGGUGGAUGCUGCGCAUUUCUCCGACCAGUACUUUGUGACUGGCAAAUGGGUGCCUGGCACACUGACGAACCCGCAGUCGCUUUUGGCCAAGCACCAGCUGUCGCGGUAUCUGCGCAAGCUGGCCGACGAGAAGGCGAAGCUGAAGGAGGAUGCGGGCAAUGUGCGCACCUUUGCGCCCGAUCUGGUCGUGGCCCUGAACCCGCUCGAGUCCCGCACCAUGCUGGCCGAGACCCGUCUGCGCCAUGUCCCGACCGUCGGCAUUGUCGAUACCAACUGCGACCCGCGUUGCGUCUCGUAUGCCAUCCCUUGCAAUGACGACAGCCUCCGCGCUGUCUCCGUCGUUGCUGGCGUUCUAGCACGCGCCGCUCGUGACGGCAUGGACCUCCGUCGCCAGCAG